Oryctolagus cuniculus (rabbit) is the source of this 3125-nucleotide messenger RNA. RefSeq names its product lamin A/C (gene LMNA). Gene Ontology annotation, molecular function: structural constituent of cytoskeleton. NCBI's taxonomy places the organism in Eukaryota, Metazoa, Chordata, Mammalia, Lagomorpha, Leporidae. Gene Ontology annotation, biological process: nuclear envelope organization; heterochromatin formation; nuclear migration. Gene Ontology annotation, cellular component: nuclear envelope; nuclear lamina. The record is from RefSeq and is a predicted model, not a curated record.
AGGAGGACCUAUUAGAGCCUCGGCCCCGGCGCCGGUGACUCAGUGUUCGCGGGAGCGCCGCAGCCACGCCAGCCAACCCGGCUCCCGAGGUCUGACAGCGCCCGGCCCCGAUCUGCGCGCCUGCCAGGAGCGAGCCGCGACCAGCCGGCCGGCGCGCUCCGCCCCUGAGAAGCCUCCGUCCUCCGCUCCGAGCUCCGCGCCCUUCCCGGGACCCCUGCCCUGCGGGCAGCCUUGCCACCCUGCCGGCCAUGGAGACCCCGUCCCAGCGGCGCGCCACCCGCAGCGGGGCGCAGGCCAGCUCCACCCCGCUGUCGCCCACCCGCAUCACCCGGCUGCAGGAGAAGGAGGACCUGCAGGAGCUCAAUGACCGCUUGGCCGUCUACAUCGACCGUGUGCGCUCGCUGGAGACGGAGAACGCGGGGCUGCGCCUUCGCAUCACCGAGUCGGAAGAGGUGGUCAGCCGCGAGGUGUCCGGCAUCAAGGCCGCCUACGAGGCGGAGCUCGGGGAUGCCCGCAAGACCCUCGACUCUGUGGCCAAGGAGCGCGCCCGCCUGCAGCUGGAGCUGAGCAAAGUGCGCGAGGAGUUUAAGGAGCUCAAAGCGCGCAACACCAAGAAGGAGGGUGACUUGAUGGCCGCCCAGGCCCGGCUCAAGGACCUGGAGGCGCUGCUCAACUCCAAGGAGGCGGCGCUGAGCACCGCUCUCAGUGAGAAGCGCACGCUGGAGGGCGAGCUGCACGACCUGCGGGGGCAGGUGGCCAAGCUCGAGGCAGCCCUGGGGGAGGCCAAGAAGCAGCUGCAGGACGAGAUGCUGCGGCGAGUGGACGCCGAGAACCGGCUGCAGACCCUGAAGGAGGAGCUGGACUUCCAGAAGAACAUCUACAGCGAGGAGCUGCGUGAGACCAAGCGGCGCCACGAGACCCGGCUGGUGGAGAUCGACAACGGGAAGCAGCGCGAGUUUGAGAGCCGGCUGGCCGACGCGCUGCAGGAACUGCGGGCCCAGCACGAGGACCAGGUGGAGCAAUACAAGAAGGAGCUGGAGAAGACCUACUCCGCCAAGCUGGACAACGCCAGGCAGUCUGCUGAGCGGAACAGCAACCUGGUGGGGGCCGCGCACGAGGAGCUGCAGCAGUCCCGCAUCCGCAUCGACAGCCUCUCGGCCCAGCUCAGCCAGCUGCAGAAGCAGCUGGCAGCCAAGGAAGCGAAGCUGCGGGACCUGGAGGACUCGCUGGCCCGGGAGCGGGACACCAGCCGGCGGCUGCUGGCGGAGAAAGAGCGGGAGAUGGCCGAGAUGCGGGCAAGGAUGCAGCAGCAGCUGGACGAGUACCAGGAGCUGCUGGACAUCAAGCUGGCCCUGGACAUGGAGAUCCAUGCCUACCGCAAGCUCCUGGAGGGCGAGGAGGAGAGGCUACGCCUGUCCCCCAGUCCCACCUCGCAGCGCAGGGGCCGUGCCUCUUCGCACUCGUCCCAGACGCAGGGCGGGGGCAGCAUCACCAAGAAGCGGAAGCUGGAGUCGGCCGAGAGCCGCAGCAGCUUCUCGCAGCACGCGCGCACCAGCGGGCGCGUGGCAGUGGAGGAGGUGGAUGAGGAGGGCAAGUUUGUGCGGCUGCGCAACAAGUCCAAUGAGGACCAGUCCAUGGGCAACUGGCAGAUCAAGCGCCAAAACGGAGAUGACCCCUUGCUGACUUACCGCUUCCCGCCCAAGUUCACCCUGAAGGCCGGGCAGGUGGUGACGAUCUGGGCUGCUGGAGCCGGGGCCACCCACAGCCCCCCUACCGACCUGGUGUGGAAGGCGCAGAACACUUGGGGCUGUGGAAACAGCCUGCGCACGGCUCUCAUCAAUUCCACUGGGGAAGAGGUGGCCAUGCGCAAGCUGGUGCGCUCGGUGACUGUGGUGGAGGACGACGACGACGAGGAUGGAGAUGACCUGCUCCAUCAUCACCAUGGCUCCCACUGCAGCAGCUCGGGGGACCCCGCUGAGUACAACCUGCGCUCGCGCACCGUGCUGUGCGGGACUUGCGGGCAGCCCGCCGACAAGGCGUCUGCCGGCGGCCCGGGAGCCCAGGUGGGCGGAUCCAUCUCCUCUGGCUCUUCCGCCUCCAGUGUCACGGUCACGCGCAGCUACCGCAGUGUGGGGGGCAGUGGGGGUGGCAGCUUCGGGGACAACCUGGUCACCCGCUCCUACCUCCUGGGCAACUCCAGUCCCCGAACUCAGAGCCCGCAGAACUGCCGCAUCAUGUAAUCAGCGGGGAACCUGCCGGCGGGGGUGGGGCCAGGCCUCCUGCUUCUUCCUCACCUCGUGCCCACCCCACCCCUGCCCUGCACUUAGGGGAGGGGCUUGAAGCCAAAGAAAAUGACCCCCCCCUUUGGUUUUUUUUCUUCUGUAUUUUUUUUUCUAAGAAAAGUUAUUUUCUACAGUGGUUUUAUACUGAAGGAAAAAACAAGCUUAAAAAAAAAGCUACAUCCCGCUUUCUGCUCCCUUCCAUUGCCCUGCUUCCAGGAAACUCAACGACUGCCUUAAAACCAAAGAGGAGCGGCGGGGAGGGGGGUGCUUUUGUAGAGCCUGGUUUCCGCUUCUCUGCCUCGGCUGCCGCCCCCCACCUCGGGACCCCCGGGACCCCCGUGUCAUGGUGCCUGAGAGGCGGGUGUGGAGCCUUCCUCGCCCCCCCCCCCCCAGGUCAGCCCCUGGGAGGGAGAGGGAGAGCCGCGUUCCUGCUGCACAAGGCAGCAGAGGCUCCGCUGCCCGCCCUGCCCCUGUCCCCACCCUUGUCCCCUCCCCGGGGUGAGUCCCGCCUCCCAGGAACUCGCUGCGCUUGCUUUACAUGCACUUUCUUUAGACAAGAGAUGGGAAGGCGGCGGCGCGAGGUGAAAGUGGGGGGGAAGAAGAGGGUUAGUUGGAGCCGAGCUCAGGAUGGAGGCUGGGUGGGCUCUGUGUGUCAAGGUCACAUGCAGGGCACGGAGGAAGGAGCGGGAAAGGAAAGGAGAGCCUGCUGGGCCCCAGCGCAGAGGCGGAAGCCAGGGGCCCAGGGUGUGUGGCGGUGGUGCCUGGCAAACACUAAGGAGCCGCGUGUCCCCUUCCCAUCUGCACCCCUGUCGCCUCCCCCAGUCAAUACACUAGCUGUUUCUA